This is a messenger RNA of Racocetra fulgida, 120 nucleotides long. The record is from the annotation of a GenBank genome assembly. Lineage: Eukaryota; Fungi; Glomeromycota; Glomeromycetes; Diversisporales; Gigasporaceae.
AAACUGAAGCCCAAGUUCGUGCUGAAUUGUCAUUACUUGAAGAUCAAGUAACUGUUUCAAGUAAUACUGAAGUAAAAAGAAGCACAGUAACUAUUAAUGAUAAUCUUCAAGAUUCUUUAA